GAUGAAUAUAUGACACACUUCUUAAGUCUAUCAUCUAAUAUAAAAAAGCUACUACUAAUUUUAAUCAAAUUGUGCUCAUUAUAUCUAAGAAAAAUAUUUGACUGAUCAAGUUAUAUAUUGAUUAAAUAAGUCUAAAUCUAAACCAAAUUGAGGCCGACUCAAAACAAUCAUGAUUCGUCUAAUUUUCAACAUGUGCUAAAGUUAAACAUCAUUAAAACUAGUAUAAUUAAACUAAUAUUUCCAACAACAGGCAACCAAUAAAUCAUUAAUACAUAAAUAAUUGCAUUAAUGCGUCACAUAUGGACUUGUAGAUUCUGUCUCCAACCAGAACUCUCUGAAAUAGAAUUAUGUUUCAAAAAACAGAACUUAUCUAAAUAGUUUCCCUAGAUUCUUAAAACUUUAAUGCCAGAAAUGGAAAAUAUUUGAAACUUUGCAACAUUAGAAGGAAUGCCAUCUACUUGUUGAAGUGCUUAUUUUUGAUAUGUUUUACAAAUCCAAAAUAUUGAGUUGUGGAAACAAGCAGACAGUAUCAUAUCUGUGAUUUUACUGCUGCAAAAUAAAACGGGUUUUUUCUAAAGUCCUAGAUUGACAAAACAUCAACAUUUCAGGUCCCAAUGUGACAUGUCGCCCCCUGUUGGGAGCUUUCGGGUAUAGCUCUCAUUCGCUUGCCCAACUUGGUCUCCCUCCCCCUGUCAGCUCUGUGGAAUGUGCGAUGCACAUUAUGCAGACACAGAGAGAAGGUCCAACCUGCGGUCACUAGAAACGCUCCGCUCCGCUUGCAGAAAGCGCUCUUCUGUCUUCGCCCUGAACAUACUCGUUCUCUCACCUUUCCUCUGGCUGAAGCUCCAUCAGGAUGUCUACACCUGACCCAACCUCCUUCCUCACCAUGCUGCCCACAUUAACCUCAUCCACUCCAGAGGUUCCAGCUGUGGAGGCCAACGCCACCUCCUGCCAGCAGUGGGAGCAGGUCCAUCACAUGCUGUUCCAUCUGGGGAACCUGUCCCUGCUGCUGGGCCUGCUCAUUCCCACCACCCUGGGGCUGCACAUGAUUCUGCUGCGCCUCCUCCUGAUGACAGGAUGCAGUCUUUUCAUUGCUUGGGCCACUUUGUAUCGUUGCAACCUUGAUGUGAUGGUUUGGAACGUGGUGUUCUUGGUGGUCAACUUCAUGCACUUAUUUUUUCUCCUGUAUAAGCGCAGGCCGAUUAAGAUUGACAGGGAGCUGCGGGCUGUCUACAAGCGGAUGUUUGAGCCUCUCCAUGUGCAGGAGGCUUUGUUUCAGAGGCUCACAGGACAGUUUUGCACCAUCCAGACUCUGAAGAAAGGCCAAGCAUAUGCUGCUGAGGACAAGACCUCUGUAGAUGAACGCCUCAGUAUCCUGCUCAAAGGAAAGAUGAAGGUGUCAUAUCGAGGUCAUUUCCUCCACAACAUCUAUACCAACUCAUUCAUUGAUUCUCCGGAGUUCAGGUCUACUGAGAUGCACAGAGGGGAGAAGUUCCAGGUGACAAUAGUGGCAGAGGAGAACUGUAAGUUCCUGUGUUGGUCUCGAGAACGGCUCACUUACUUCCUAGAAUCAGACACUUUCCUGAAUGAGGUGUUCAAGUACCUCAUCGGCAAGGACAUCACCAACAAACUGUACACUCUAAAUGACCCCACACUCAGCGAUAAGGCAGUGAAAAAGAUGGAUCGUCAGCCCAGCCUGUGCUCUCAGCUUUCUAUGAUGCAGAUGAGGAACAGCAUGGCGAGCACUAGUGACACAGAUGAUGUUCUUAACCAGAUCCUACGAGGAGGAUCUGCUGGAUCAUCUCUCCAAAAAUCACCUGAAACCAAAUCUUCGACUAAGAUGAGGCCUAUAGAGGAAGGCAUGGAGGACGAUGUUUUUGAAGAAUCCGUCUCCUCUUUCCAGCAGCACACAGCUUCCACCAAAGAAGUGUAAGGAUCAGGUGAAGAUCAACUAGCAACACGAGUAUUUUAUCACCUCCUUUAGAGUCUGACUACUUUACUGAUACCUGCCAGUACCAGUAAACAAAGAAAGUGUUCAAGUGUUCUAAGCAUCCUUAUGCACAAUGUUUGUUCAUUAGAAAGCACGAGUUUUAUUUUCCUUUGUACUUUUUGAGUGUUGUGUUGUUUAAAAAUUAAUCUUUGCAAAAAUAUGUAUUAUUAUCUAAAAUCAAGACAACUUCUUGGUUUGAGUGAAUUUAUGUGAAAUAUCAGAGAAUACAAAUGUUUGUCACUAGGUCUGUAUUUAAGACAUGUAUUUUAGUGUAGCUGUUUUUCCUUAUGCUUCUGAGGUUUAUUAUUUUUCCCUGCUAAGUCAGAUAAUAGUGCCCUCUUGUGUUCAUUUGAUUAAAUACACGACUGAAUCAUUUCAGAAAUAUACUGUGUUGAAGCAUAACUGAGAAAUGAUCACUAUCACUAACAAUUGUAAUUCUAUGAAUAAAUACAUGUUUAAACAGUG
This is a messenger RNA of Poecilia reticulata (guppy), 2455 nucleotides long. The record is from RefSeq and is a predicted model, not a curated record. Lineage: Eukaryota; Metazoa; Chordata; Actinopteri; Cyprinodontiformes; Poeciliidae.